AUGACUUUUUUCACGCGUGUCUUCCGGGGCAAAGAAUCUGCGGCUGCUAAGAAGCAGUCCAAGAAAACGUCGGAACCCGCAGAGCCUUCGAAGCCAAAAUGGACCGACGCAUGGCUCAGAACGGAAGUCGGUCCGGAGGAGGUGCAGGAGCUGUUGCACGGUUGUACGCAGGAAUUGAAGUUUCGAGCUCUCGAUAUUCCCUUUCUGCUGCUUCCUUUCCGUCCUAGCUCCGAUCCCAGCGCGGCGCGUACGUUCGUUAGAAACUAUUUCAACCUAGAGCGAUCGACUCCCCUUCGUGGGGAGGCUUUGAAGCAGGAGCUGAAGUUGACUGAGGCAAUGGUCCUAUGCAGUGUGCUGAAAUGGUGCUGGAGCAGACUCCCUGGAGGAGUAGUGACUUGGGAAGCCUACGAGCUCUUCAAGGUUGGCGAGCAAGACUCACACUUCGCCCGCGAUGCCUUUUCCACUUUCAUUCCAAUCAGCGUUGAAUCAGAUGCACGAACGAAGAUCAUCUUUGAUUUCUUCGACCUCCUUGCGGCGAUUGCCGCUCAUGGCAAGUCGAACGGUCUGGGUGGAAGAAAGCUCUCAAGAUAUGCAGGAUGGUGGGCGUUCGAGCACACGGAUGCCGGCAAUGGCUUUGAUGCAGCGUACAAGAACUGGGCAGCUGCCGCGGAUGCUGCGAGCCAUCUAUUCUUCGCCUACCUGCGCUCCCUAUCUCCGGAUCCUGGUCGCGCAAUCAAGGGCAUUUCGACCCUUCCAAUUGCUCUCCAGUCCCUUGUUCAAGCAACGGAAUAUCCGCCAGAAGCGCCUGCGCUGCUUCAGAUCACGACAACCAAGGUCGUCAUGAUUGUGGAUACGGUCUCCCCGACCCCGUUUGCCUUGCUACGGCGCGCGAAGAAUUUUGAAUAUAGGGAUAGUGAUCAGGAAUUGCAAGACUUUGCCGCUUACGAAGAUCCGGUGCGCGCCUUGACUGAUGAGUGUCUAAGAGUGCUCAAGUGCAUCUCCUCUACCAACCAGUCGUCGCAUGUCUCAAGCACAAAGGAUUCAACAAGCCUGCGCGACGCGUCGUGGUCCCGGUUCGAAGACAUCGGAUUUGGCGGCGUAGAGUCGGACACAGACGAACCACUUGACGGUACGACAAGCCCUGGAAGCGAUGCUCCAGGUUUGUCGUCAAUCCCUCGCUCGGCGGGUCCGCUAGGUCGUCCAACAACCCCUUCCUGGGCUGAUUUCUUGUCGACGGGUUUUAAUGACGAGAACGGCAUGAAAACUCCCCAUUCUCUCCUUCUGCCGCCGGACAAGGUGCUCCCUCCUAUUGCAUCCGUCCGAGGCCAGAGCUCUCAGUCGCAUAAGCGCACGCUCGAUACAGAAUCUGUUCUGGAUCCCGGAGAACUCGCCAACGUCACUAGGAUCGACCUGGACGACUCAUUCUGGUGGGUCUGGAUUAGCAGUCUCUCGGGUGAGGAACCAGCAGCACGCAAGGCGGUCUUUGGACGAUGUGCUUUGAUCGAAACCAUUAUUGCCGGGGCCAAGUGGUUGGUCCUCGAGGAGCAGGUGAAAGGAGCAGCCCCUGAACCUGAACCUGGUGCGUAUAUCGCAGAGAAGAAGAGAUUCUUCGGGUUUAGCAGGAAGGGCAAGGUAACUCGCCGGAAGUCCACGGCCAAGAAGAGUCCCUUGGAUCAACCCUAUGCAAGAGGAAACAACCCUGCUCCUCAAAGCAAGACCAGCAUUGCGCCAGACCAGCAUGCCAGGAUACAGGCCGCCGCCGCCGCUCUUCAGAAGAAGCGCCAGGAGCAGGAGGAAGAAGUCGCCAAUGAACGUCGAGCCAGAAUUCCUGAGGAUGCUCAUUCCACGAAGACGAACUCUGUAAUGACUCUACAACCGGUGAUCCUGAACGAGGCUUCUCAGGCGAUGAAGUGGGCCAGUAUCUACGAUAAGGAUGCUGUCCGUUCCGCAUAUCUCAGAGACAACCGCGCAGGUACCGGAGCCCCUACAGAUACGCUGAACCUCCAAGCAAAUGAUCGAUCGCGAAGCGCCUCGCCUGUCCCAACCACGACAACCAAGGUUGCUCCUCCAGCUACUCCGACCUCCCCGCAACAGAAGCGUGAGGUCACGCCCGUUGCAGCGGCUAUUCCUACUCCAGCUCCAGCGCCAGCGCCAGCGCCUCCAGCCAAACCUGUGGAGGCUCCAAAUAACAAAGACGCUGUUGAAGCGGCCGCCGUUCCUUUGCCAGAGCCAGAGCCCCCUGCUACACCAGUUGUGGAACAGACUCCUGAACCCCAACCUGCCCCUACUCCACAGCCGGCUAAGGAACCCUCGUCGCCGCAGUCGCCCAAGUCCAUCGCCUCCACGGAUGAACAUAAAAAGCUCAAGAAGAAGACCGGCAACACAGGAUUCAAGGGCAUCUUCGGCGGCAACAAGAAGAAGGUCGAUACGCCUCCUAUGAAGCCCACUGGUGGACAGGGUGCUGUCGCCGCCGCACGCGCUGCUCUGGAGGGCAGAAACAAGGCUGCUCAAGAAAAGCCUGGCCCCAAGCCUGGCUCCUACAAGCGUCUGUCUGGAUUCAAGAAGAAGUCUAUCUCCGAAAGCCCGUCGCCUGCCCCUGAGUCCAAGCCUUCCACACCAAAACCGGUGGAAGAACCAGCGGCAGUAGAGCCGGAACUUCAGGGAUCCAAGAAGGCGCAGGAAGCUCCAGUUUCACUUCCAGCGAAUGGACCUCCACAGACCCGAAAGGACGCGGACUAUGACAACCUUUCCCGCGUCAACACUGACGAGAAAGCCGCAGCCGAUCGUGAAUUCUCCUCGUUCGACCAGGGUCCUCUGGUUGAUCAGCCAGCCAGAACGCCGCAAGACUCGCCUGUGUCGGAAUCGUUCCCUGAUACAAGGCAGCCUAUAGAUACUGCAACAAACGGGCAGUCCAGCCCUGAGCCAACCGAGCCGGUCUCGCCAUCGCAUGAUCGGUGGGCACAGAUCCGCAAGCAGGCCGCGGAGAGGGCUGCUGCCCAAUUCGAGGCAGGAAACCGGACCAGCCUUACUGAAAGGACUGACGACGGUGAUACCAGUGGAGAGGAGACUAUCGAAUCUCGUGUUGCUCGUAUCAAGGCCCGCGUUGCAGAGUUGACCGGCAACAUGGAAGCGGCGCGAUAG
This is a messenger RNA of Paecilomyces variotii, 3141 nucleotides long. RefSeq names its product putative morphogenesis protein. The record is from RefSeq and is a predicted model, not a curated record. NCBI's taxonomy places the organism in Eukaryota, Fungi, Ascomycota, Eurotiomycetes, Eurotiales, Thermoascaceae. Bases 1 to 3141 code for a protein of 1046 amino acids. The transcript is spliced from 6 exons.